This is a messenger RNA of Epinephelus moara (kelp grouper), 4956 nucleotides long. RefSeq names its product leucine rich repeat containing 4Ba (gene lrrc4ba). Lineage: Eukaryota; Metazoa; Chordata; Actinopteri; Perciformes; Serranidae. Gene Ontology annotation, molecular function: protein binding. The transcript has 3 exons. Gene Ontology annotation, cellular component: plasma membrane. Bases 471 to 2675 code for a protein of 734 amino acids. The record is from RefSeq and is a predicted model, not a curated record.
GAGAGGGGAGGGAGAGGAGAGGAGAAGAAGACAGCGUCGGCGGCUGCUCUGCAGUGGAAUACGCUGUUAUUUGAGGGAAGGUGAGAGCUCUCGGAGUACCCGACCAGCGCGUGUUGAGCAUGAUGUGUUUCAGGACUUGACCGCAACAUCCUUAAAAAAAACACACCCCAUCAAGUAACUCCUGGGUUCUUCUCACUUCACAAAAAGCCUCCCUCAAAUCCCCAGACAACACGAGGGAAAAAAAAGGGAAUAACAUCUGUUUAUCUGCAUAUUUCUAUGUUCAAAAAACAAGAGGAAAAAACACAGAGAUCGACAGAGGACAAAAAACAUCUCAGAGGAUGCGGAAUUAGAAAGAACAAAUUGCCACUGGAGGACCAAAGGGACAAUAAACCUUUUCUCGCAGAUCCACCAGCGUGGAGUCACCUCACCUGUACCUUCGGAUUAAAGAGCAGGGUCAUGUCCCAGUUGCCAUGCGCAUCGCCACGCUGACCUGCCUUCCCGGCCCUUCCCCCUUCCUCUUUCUAUUGGCCCAGCUGCUAUUGCGGCUCCUUCUCCCUGGGCCGGAGUUGGUGGGAGCCGCCUCCUCCUGCCCCUCCCUCUGCACCUGCUCCAACCAGGCCAGCCGAGUCAUCUGCACCAGGCAAAACCUGGAGGAGGUGCCCGAAAGCAUAUCAGUCAACACACGAUACCUCAACCUGCAGGAGAACUCGAUACAGGUCAUCAAGUCAGACACUUUCAAGCACUUGAGGCACCUUGAGAUCCUCCAGCUCUCCAAGAAUCAGAUCCGUCAGAUCGAAGUCGGAGCAUUCAAUGGCCUCCCCAACCUCAACACACUGGAGCUCUUCGACAACCGCCUCACACUGGUGCCAUCACAUGCCUUUGAGUACCUCAGCAAGCUGCGGGAGCUGUGGCUGCGCAACAACCCCAUUGAGACUCUGCCGGGCUAUGCCUUCCACCGUGUACCCUCGCUACGUCGCCUGGACCUGGGUGAGCUCAAGAAGUUGGAUUUCAUCUCUGACGCAGCCUUUGUGGGCCUCAUCAAUCUACGCUACCUGAACCUGGGCAUGUGCGGGCUGAAGGACAUUCCCAAACUGACAGCCCUUGUUCGUUUGGAGGAGCUGGAGCUGUCCGGAAACCGACUGGAGAUCAUCCGACCCGGCUCCUUCCAGGGCCUGGUGUCCCUCCGCAAGCUGUGGCUAAUGCACUCACAGGUGUCCGUCAUCGAGCGCAAUGCCUUCGAUGACUUGAAAAACCUGGAAGAACUCAACCUAUCCCAUAACUCCCUGCACUCAUUGCCCCAUGACCUCUUCACACCCCUUCACCAGCUGGAGAGGGUACACCUUAACCACAACCCCUGGAUCUGCAACUGUGAUGUGCUUUGGCUUAGUUGGUGGCUAAAAGAGACGGUGCCCAGCAACACCACCUGCUGUGCUCGCUGCCAUGCUCCCCCAUUCCUGAAGGGCAAGUACAUUGGAGAGCUUGACCAGAGCCACUUCACCUGCUAUGCGCCGGUCAUCGUGGAGCCACCUACAGACCUCAAUGUCACUGAGGGUAUGGCCGCUGAGCUCAAGUGUCGCACAAGCACCUCCACAACAUCUGUCAACUGGAUCACCCCUAAUGGCACACUAAUGACCCAUGGCUCUUACAGAGUGCGGAUAUCCGUCCUGCAUGAUGGCACACUCAACUUCACGAAUGUCACCCUGCGUGACACGGGCCAGUACACCUGCAUGGUCACCAAUGCUGCUGGCAAUACCACGGCGACUGCUGUCCUCAAUGUCACCGCUGCUGAUGCCAGCGUCAACUACACCUAUUUUACAACAGUCACAGUGGAAACAGUGGAGACCCCAGGAGAAGAAGAGUCUGCGUUGGUAGCCAUUAAUGAGACAUUUAUUCGUGUUCACCCUGGCCCCACGCCCUCGGGACACCUGUGGCCAGAGGGUGUUUCUACCACAGCCUCCUCUCUGUCAGCAGGCUGGUCCCCCUCCUCUCCUCGGGCCACCCGACCCACCUUCACUGUGCCAUUCACUGAGCCAGGCUUCUCGGGCCUGGAUGAUGUGAUGAAGACCACCAAGAUCAUCAUUGGCUGCUUCGUAGCCAUUACCUUCAUGGCAGCGGUGAUGCUGGUGGUGUUCUAUAAGUUGAGGAAGCAGCAUCAGCUGCACAAACACCAUGGCCCUUCUCGUGCCAUUGAGAUCAUCAAUGUGGAGGAUGAGCUGGGGGCUGGGGCCAGUGGGCGGGGCAGUGGCAUCUCAGGAGGCUCCACCGUGACGCAGAGCGGAAGCAGUGGAAUAGGAGGAGGCCAGAGCCUCAGGCUGCACCACCCAGAGAUAGUCAACCUGCCAAACCUGGCCCGAUCAGAGCACCUCAACCAUUACUACAAAACCCCUCACUUCAACAACAACAUGAUGGGCCUGGGAAUGGGCACUGGCACUGGUGUGGGCCUCAACAACAACAACAACCCCUCGCCUUGCUCUCAGUCUCAGAACACAUCCAAAUCCUGUUCCCAGGUUCCAACCAGUGGAGGAACACCCACAGGUGGCACCCUGCCCUCCCCUGUGCCCCUGCCCCAGAUGGGUCUCCAUAGUUCUCUGAAAGGCCUUAUGGGGAAAAGCCAGAAUGAGCCCCUGCUUUUUAAGAGCGGCUCCAAGGAAAAUGUGCAAGAGACUCAAAUUUGAGUAAAAGUGAGAGUGGAAGUAAGAGGUAAGAAAGACAAGAUGCUGGUAGAGACAAAAAAGAGCCUGUGAGACCGAGUAUAUGAGACUGAUUGUAGCCUACUGUCCUCACGGACAGAUUCCAGAAAAGAUUAUAUUUCACAUAGUCGCUGCUUUGUGUUGUCAAUCUGUUGACAGAGAGAAGCAGAGAGGAAGACUGAAGGAGACAGAGUACGAUAUCUGAUCAGCACUAGUCCCACCAAUAGCAUCCGCACAUUCUGUUCAACUAAAUCAGACACAGACAUAUACGAUGGAAACCACGAACAUCAUAAUCAUUCAGUUUCCUGUGCAGCCUGCUAUAGUCUUUGCCAAAGUCCAAGAUCAUGCCAACUCUUUUCAUUUGCGUCCACAAUCACAGUGGAUAGCUAUGAAUAAAACACAUGAGCCUCUCUAGGUUUUUCUCCAGAUUGCUUCGUAUAUUUCCAGACACAUUCAGUGUAUAUAUUCAGAGGGAGACAUAAUAUUGGCCAUUGAACAUGUUGUCAGAUUAGUGUUUGGCAGAGACACUGAAUAACAAACAAUGGUUUGGGUGAGCGGUACGGUCCCAGGUUUCCAGGAAGCACUAAAACAAAACAGAGAAAGCAAAAUUAGAGCAGUGCAGCGACUCUGUCCAGGACACACGUAUCAGAGUAGUACUUUGCAGGGAGCCAGAACAACAACAAUUGUUUUUUUGUUUUUUUCCAGAGCAGUUUCACUCUCACUAUCUCACUUUUUUUUCCCUUUCACACCGUACUGGCUACUGUCUUCUUUGAAGGAGGAGAGAAACUGAGUGGGUUAUCAUGGGAAAAGGAAAAAUCCCGUGGCAUAAAGGACAAUGAGAGAUAUAAAAAGGACCGAAAGUACAUAUUAUAUAUACCGUAAAUAUAUUUUCAUUCAAAGAAAUAAAUUAUAAAGAAUCUUUAUCAAGCUUCUGACUGAAAACUACAACGUCUGAAGAAUAUAUUAAAAAAAAAAAAAGAAGUACACACAGCUGUUGUAGUGGCCCUCCCUUACAACUUUUCCGAACUUGGAACAAGAUGGCCGCUCCGACUGUGCUACAUAAGGACACGUGUAGGAGAGUGGCAUCCGUUUAGAGGGAGCUAAAACAAAAACCUGGCAAAGUGUUUGAGUGAAUUUAUUUUGGUCUCGACUUUUUUGUAGCCACACAAAGUGUUUUCCCUCUCCUGUCGCAUUCACAUAAACAGGGUCAUUGGAGACGGGAGAUCUUUACGCUCUACUGCAAAAAUAUGAAAUACGACUACGGCUCUUCAUUAUUUGGUAUACAGUGUAGCUAUAGCAUUAAUAAUAAUGAUCAUAAUGGUAAUAAUGAUAACAAGCUUUAGCUUUAUUUGUCAUAGUGAUCAUUUAAUGAUGAGCACAUUAAAUGAUCAACAAUAUGUUACAAUAUUUUAUUGUAAAAUGUUGCACAUGCUAGUUUAGCAUGCUCCCUAAAGACAAAAUCUAGAUUUGCUUAACAUUUCAGCAGUAUUGUAUAACAAUGAUGAUAUGACACAUUAUUGUUAUUAUGUUAUCAUUAUUAUCAUUCAUAUGACUAUUAUUAUUACUACUUGUGCCUAGCUGAGAAGUACUUCUUUUUUCAUUUGUAUAUGACACUGAAGUUGUUUUGUGACUGAUCCUGUUGGACUCCGGCUAAUGAACGGCAGUGGGACGGACUCAGCGUGUCACUAAGUGAACUCCACAUGCAUCAGCAGGAAAUAACCUGGCCCUCAAAAUGGCUUCCUCAGUCCAGCCCCUCACUGACUCGUCUGCUCUGAUGUCUCAAGCAGUCAGGAACCCUCAUGUUAUCACGCAUUAAAGACAGGACAUGAACCUUUGAUGAAGACUGCUCCUUUGCAGGGGAUUAUUUCACAACUGUAUCUCAGUGUUAUCGUGUGUGAGUGGAUUUCAUGGCAGCAGGGAGCUAAAUGGACGACAGGCAUUGCCAAGCGUUUUUAAAGGUAAGCGAAGCUCGUUCAGUGAAGAAGGUGACAUACAGACAGAGUAUACAGUGGUGGGAGAAUUUUUUUCUAAAGAAAAAGGACAAUUAAAUGAAAAAAUAUAGAACCUUAUAGAUCUCUUUUAAAAAAACAAAAUUAUUAUGAUAAGUGUUUUUCAUUUUGGGUUUUUAUCUAGUUUGAUUAUUUUCUGUUUUUUUAAAUCAAGUGAUAUCUUUAUUGUAAUAUUGUUAUUGUUAUUAUAAUUAGCUAAUUACACUGGUUAUAAUUAUGAGAGAUGUUCUGUUAGCAGAGGUCACUUUGAAAAUUAA